UAUCAAUUUGGAGUUGACCGUUCCUCUUGUUGGUUUUUUUUCAAUCAUAAUAAUGUUGACAUAGUUAUGUUAUCACGGAAGGAAAAAUAGUUACAUUACAAGGAACGUAUUCGCAUAAUAUGUCGACUGAUCAUAGCGGCAAAGGUUACACUCCUCUUCCGCAAAGUAUAAGCAAUACCGAUACUGAAGAUGAAGAGGAGUGUUUGACCGAAACUAAUGAUAUCGCUUGUCAAGUCGACAAUACUACGAUAGCGGAAUUACAUUUGAAUCAUGAAAAUGGUACAUUUUAUCCAUUGGAUGAAUCACAAAAUCUACAGAACAACACACAAAACAGACAAAACACAAUAAAAUAUUAUCAGGAUGAUAUACCAAUAAUGCUAAUUGAAGAAAGUAAAAGAGAUGAUUUUUGGAAAAGAAAAGAUAUAUCACCAUUGAGGCGUUUUUGCUUAUUUACAUCUAUAUUAUUGUGCAUUAUUACAAUAAUUAUCUUUUUGUAUGUAUUACCUUGUGAUAGUUCGAUGGUUUGCUUACCAAUUAUCGAACCACAGUCAUCUAUAUCAUGGGAUAAAACCUUACAAAAUACAGAAAUAUAUGGGCCUAUUACCAUAGUACCAGGAUCUCCAUAUAAUCUAAUAUUUCUUCUUCAUGGCGAACAAUAUCGAGGAAAUGGUACAACAGAUGAAAUCGUACAUCAAAGACAGAUACCUCCAGAAGGAGGAGGAAUUAUAUCAAUGCAAGGAACUAAUGGAUUACCAUUAUGGCUGGUUCCAUUGAAAAGAUUACCUACUAUUAUAGAUUGCACUAGUAUUGAUAUUGAUUUAUCUGGAAAACCAGAUUGUAUUAUCGCUGGUGAACAAGGACUGCUUAUUAGCAUAGAACCAAUUGCUGGAACAAUUCAUUGGAUUUCUACAAUUCAUACAUUUCCCAAAUUACCGGUUAUUCUACCAGACAUUGAUGCGGAUAAUAUUGAAGAUCUAUUAAGUAUAGCAAUAGACAAUGCAAAUGCGUCAUCGCUUGUUUUUUUAUCUGGCAAGACUGGCCAAUUACUAAAACGUUAUUCAGUUAAUAAUUGCAUUUCUAUGGAUAUAUAUAAUCUUGUGUCUAACGGCAAUAUAUCUUAUGAUUGUUAUGAUGAUAAUGCAAAACAUGUAACGAGAUUCAUAUCUUUGAAAAGCUUAUUUCGUAAUUUAAAAAUAGGACAAUUACAUACAAAAUUUGCUGCGAAAUCAACAGUGGUACCACGAUUAUUCGAAAUACUAAAAACAUAUAAUGAUAAAUACAGUUGGAGGCUUACUCCGUAUCAUUAUUUGACUAUAGAGAAUGAAGGGCUAUGUCCAGGACAAUUUUGCCGCGCCAAUAUAAAUCUAACUUUGCAUAACUUAACAAAAGAACCAAUAAUCAUAUGGGAUCAUGCAAGUUCAAACACAUUUGCAUCAAAACCAGUAUUUUUGGUUACUUCAAGUAAAUCUUACACUUCUGGGUUUGCCAUUAAGUUCUGGCAGUGGAUGGAUAUGCUAUCAGAUCGAACAGGAAAAGCGACCAUUACAGAACAAAAACUUAUAGAAAGUGUUCUAAUAGUUUUUGUGAAUUAUACAGAUGUUCAAGCUAUUAAUGCUAGUCAAAGUGAUAUAAUGCAAUUGUGUCAUAAACUUAACUGUCAACCAAAUUUAAAUUCACGAAAACAAUUUGCUUCCAUUGAAAUUAAGUACAUUAAUAAUAAUGAAUUUCCAGAAUUGAUAAGUUAUUGGUCUUCAUAUAAUAUGGAUUUAAUGAAAGCAUUAACAUCAAAAGUACAAGUUAUAAAAAUGGAUUCUAUAAUGUCUAAUUUAAUACACGAAAAUGAUUAGUUUAAACAUAGAAUUUACAAAUUUUAUAACAAUAUGUGCACACACACACACACAACACACACGCACACACGUAUAUGUACAAGAUGUACGAAAAGUGUCGGAACUUCUUAAUAUCUUAAAAAAUAAAUAUUUCUGAAAAAAAUGUAUAAAAUGUAUAAAUGUAUAGAACUCGUAAGAUUUCAAGAAAAUCACAUAAUUAUAAUAUUGAUUUAUUUG
Messenger RNA from Pogonomyrmex barbatus (red harvester ant), 2063 nucleotides. RefSeq lists its product as uncharacterized. NCBI's taxonomy places the organism in Eukaryota, Metazoa, Arthropoda, Insecta, Hymenoptera, Formicidae. The record is from RefSeq and is a predicted model, not a curated record.